UAAAAUCACGCCGGACGGAACAAUACUGAUAAUAUUAUUGACACGGUCGUACGAAACGAUAAAACAAUUAGGUAUAAUUUAUUUCAAUCCUUACGUCAUACGAACCGCAUCGCACAGCCGUCGGAUACUUUUUGGUUUCCGUAGACUCUCGUGAUAUUAUUACACGAGCCCAGUGUUUUGGGUCCGACGACGGGGAGGUUAUACUUCCGCGUAAAACCGUACGUCGUCGAACGCACAACAAUACACGGUCAUCAGCUGCUGCCGCGCGUAAAUAAUAACAAACGACUAGGUACGCGAGGUAUAUACCGCGCCGAGUCGUCGUGCUCGCUACUCCGUAGCGUACGCGCUACGAUGUAUUAUUAUUAUUAUUAUUAUUAAUAUUUUACAAUAAUAUUAUGUAACGAACAUAACGAGAUUACGCCGUGACGGCUGCACAGACCUAAAUACGGGAGACGGCACCGACUCGUGGACGGACGCUAUCGGAGAGCGUUCCCGUGACGCUCGGACUCAGGCGCCGUAUCACUGUAUCAGUAGACCAGUCGGUACUCAGUACGACUUUUGCCGGCGAACCGGAUACGGACGCGCUCGCGAGAAUCAUGAGGUCCGACGUCAUAAAGUCCGCGGCAAUCGUGCUGCUGUUCCUCCUGAGCCUGUCGGCCUCUUCCGGCGCGGUAUUCCAGUGGUCGCUGGACUCGACCCGCUGGCGGUUCGUUAACAGGAAUACCAGCGUCUCUGGGACGGGCCGCGUGCCGGGCGGCGUGUUCGCCGACUUGAGGUCCGACGGCGUUCUGGACGAAGACCCGUUGCGCCGGUACAACGACGUGGCAUACCGAUGGGUGUCCGAGGACGAUUGGACUUACUCCACGACUUUCAAAGUGAAUUCGAGUUUUGAAUUAUUCAAUAAAAAGUAUAUUAUUUUCGAUGGAAUAGAUACUUUUAGUGAUAUUUAUUUGAAUAAAAAACUAAUCGGUUCAACGAAUAAUAUGUUUGUGAGGUAUACUUUUGCCGUUGAAGAAUUUCUUAAAUACCAGGAAGAGGAAAAUCUACUGGAAGUCAUCAUCAAAUCACCUAUACGCAUGGCAAAUAAUUUUUUUAAUGAUUAUUCUAAAAAAAUUCCACCAUUUUGUGUUCCUAAAGAAUACAACGGGGAAUGUCAUGUAAACUACUUAAGAAAAAUGCAAAGUUCAUUUGGAUGGGAUUGGGGUCCUGCAUUUCCAUCAGUUGGAAUAUGGAAAAGCGUAAGGAUAGUAAUGUUCCAAGACAAUUUACUAGAAGAUAUUAAAACUGAAACAAUUGCGGCAAAUACUACACAUUGGUUAUUAAAAACUGAUAUGUACAUUACAUGUUUUGGAAGUAUUUCUGAUGCUAAAUUUAAAUUAGCUUUGAAUACUGAAAAAAGUAUUUUAAGUAAAGAACGGAAUUGUUGUAACGAUUUAUGCGUUGAAAACGAAAUGCAUACUGCCAUUGAAUUAUAUGUACCUAUGACUGACAUAAACACUUGGUGGCCUAAUGGAUAUGGUGAACAGCCGCUGUAUAAUUUAAGCAUAGAAUUUGUAACUAAAAGUGAUGUUCAGUCAAAAAUAAUUUCUAUAGGAUUCAGAACAGCUGAACUAAUCCAGGAACCAAUUGAUAAAAAUGAUCCAAAAUUGGGAUUAUCUUUUUAUUUUAAAAUAAAUGGCGUGCCAAUAUUUGCUAAAGGCACUAAUUACAUUCCGGCCAACAUAUUUCCAGAGAAUAUGAAUAAUGAAAAUGUUAUAAUUAAUUUAUUAACUGCAGCAAAACAAGUUCAUAUGAAUACCAUUCGUGUGUGGGGCGGUGGAGUGUACGAGAGCGAUGAAUUUUACAAUAUAUGUGACAAGUUAGGUAUAAUGGUGUGGCAAGAUAUGAUGUUUGCAUGUAAUAUGUAUCCAACAAAUCAACAAUUUUUAGAAACAGUAGGGGUAGAAAUAAAGCAACAAAUUAGAAGAUUACAACAUCAUCCCAGCAUAAUAUUGUGGGCAGGUAACAAUGAAAACGAAGCUGCAUUAAGAGGCAAUUGGUAUGGAACGAGAAAUAAUUAUUCUAUGUUUGCUUCUGACUAUAUUGCACUUUAUGUCAACACAAUAAAAAAAACAAUAAUGGAGGAAGAUAAAACAAGAAAUUUUGUGGUAUCAAGUCCUUCAAAUGGCUUAAAAUCUGAUGAAGAAAAUUAUAUAGCGGAAAAUCCAUAUAGUGCUUUAUAUGGAGAUGUACAUUACUAUAACUAUGAAGUUAAUAGCUGGAGUUCAAUUUUUUUUCCAUGGACUAGAUUUGCAUCAGAAUAUGGGUUACAGUCUCUUCCUGCAUAUCAGACACUGCAAAACGCUUUUGAUAUAAAUGAUUUAAAGCAAUUUCCUUCACCAGCACUAAUUCAUAGACAACAUCUACCUUUAGGAUAUGGGUUUAUGUUAUAUCAAAUAGAAAUCAAUUUACCUGUCCCACCAAAGCCCACUGUUAGUGAUUAUGUGUACUUGAGUCAAAUUGUUCAAGCUAGGGCUAUGAGAAUACAAACAGAAUGGUAUCGAAAACAUAGAAAUACAUUAUUAAAAGAUGGUAGAGGUUUAACAAUGGGUGCAUUAUAUUGGCAAUUAAAUGAUGUAUGGCAAGCACCAACUUGGUCAUCAAUAGAUUAUGACCAAAGAUGGAAAAUAUUACACUAUAGUGCAUUAGAUUUUUUCUCACCGAUUAUCAUAGUUCCAGAAUUAGAAAUUUCAAAUAAUUUAACAAUUCAUGUUGUUUCUGAUAGUCUAGUUGAUUUGGAAGUAAUUUUUAAUGUAGAAAUAUUUAAUUGGAAAAGCAAUAUUCCACUCACUACAUACAUAUCAGAUACUAUAUUAUUGAAAAAUAAUAGUGCCCAGUUAGUUUUAAAUGAAAACUAUUUUAAUUGGCUAAAUGCAAUUACACAAAAAUGUGGUCAAAGCAAAGACCAACAGAUUCGAUCUUGUUUUUUGCACACUAAACUAUAUUAUAACAAUAAAAAUAUGACAGAGGCGUCUCCAUCUAAUUACCUGUUUCCAAGCACAUUCAACAAAAUAAUUGGUUAUGAGACACCUAAUAUAUCGGUGUCUAGAAUUUGGCAAGAAAAGAAAAACCAAAUAAAUGUUGCAUUGGAAUCAACAGGAAUAGGCUUGUUUGUUUGGCUAAAUGUCACUCAAAUAGAUGGUAAUUUCAAUGAAAACGGAUUUGUUAUGUUAAACGAAACAAAAACUGUGAAAUAUACAUCAAACAAAGAUAUCUCAAUAAAACAGUUUAAUUUAGAACUUAAACACCUUAAAACAAAAUUUAUAUAGUUUUAUAAUGUUACAUUUCAAAAAUAAAAAAAAUAAAAAUAAAUAUAUAUACAUUGUUUGUAAAUCACUAAAUCACUUACCUUAGAUCAAAUUAUAAACAUAUAUAAAUAAAAUAAAAUUGUCUUUCAUGGA
Melanaphis sacchari is the source of this 3440-nucleotide messenger RNA. RefSeq names its product beta-mannosidase (gene beta-Man). Lineage: Eukaryota; Metazoa; Arthropoda; Insecta; Hemiptera; Aphididae. The coding region runs from base 597 to 3308 and encodes 903 amino acids. The transcript is spliced from 13 exons. Gene Ontology annotation, biological process: glycoprotein catabolic process; carbohydrate metabolic process. The record is from RefSeq and is a predicted model, not a curated record. Gene Ontology annotation, molecular function: beta-mannosidase activity.